Messenger RNA from Adineta ricciae, 2007 nucleotides. Lineage: Eukaryota; Metazoa; Rotifera; Eurotatoria; Adinetida; Adinetidae. The record is from the annotation of a GenBank genome assembly.
AUGUCGACAUCGAUCACAACUACUACUGCGCCACUCAUACAAAUUGCCACUACUCAAAUGACAUUCUAUAGUCCCAUCAUUCUUCUCAUCGUUGGCAUCAUCAGCUGCCUCUGCAACUUUAUCACCUUCACUUCACCUCAGCUUCGAAAAUCAUCAUGCGCAUUCUACUUUCUUCUCUCAAGUAUUUUUGAGCUAUUUGUUGUUACCUUUGGUCUCAUAUCGCGAUUUGCUGCCGAUCAUCUUGGCAGUACGCUCAUCAACACGGAUCGAGCAUACUGUAAACUUCGCGCUUAUCUCGUCUCCAUCUUGCCACUCAUCGCUACCUACAUGAUCCUGCUCUCAUCCAUCGAUCGAUGCUUGUCAUCAUCAGUCAGUGCUCGUCUUCGACUGUUUGGCCAAAUGAAAGUGGCAUAUGUUGCGAGUGCGGUGGCAAUUCUUCUGGCUUUUGUUUCAGGUCUUCACAUUUUGAUCGGAUAUGAUCUUCGACCGCGGUGUGCAGCAUUGCCAGGUGUAUUCGCCAUGUAUGACAGUAUGUUUGUGGUGUUCUGGCUAGGUGUGAUUCCUCAUGUACUGAUGUUAUUGUUUGGUUUCCUGACGUUGAUGAACGUUCGACGAACGAAACAGCGUAUAGCAGUAAAACCUGCAAAGAAUGCGAACAUAUCAGAUCAACAGCAAGAAGGUCAUAAACAGAAGACAGACGCACAAUUGAUGAUGAUGAUGCUUGUUCAAGUCGGAUUAAGUUUCAUAUUAAUAAUGACUCGAAUGAUCUACUAUGCAUACUAUGUGCUGGGUCCAUCAUUGACAGAUUCACAUGAUUCAAAGAAGUGUACGACAUCGAUUUAUAUUUGGCUUCACAAAAUCCAACAUAUUCAAAAUAUCUUCAUUUUUCUAUACCAUCUUAUUCCGAUAAACACCAAACAUCAUAAAACGAUGGUGGAAAACAAUAUGCUUGCACCGCUUUCAACGACUACUCAAGCAUCCAUCAGAAUUGCCACUACUGAAAUGACCUACUACAGUCCCAUCGUUCUUCUCAUCGUUGGCAUCAUCAGCUGCCUCUGCAACUUUAUCACCUUCACUUCACCUCAGCUUCGAAAAUCAUCAUGCGCAUUCUACUUUCUUCUUUCAAGCAUUUUUGAGCUAUUUGGUGUUACCUUUGGUCUCAUAUCGCGAUUUGCUGCCGAUCAUCUUGGCAGUACGCUCAUCAACACGGAUCGAGCAUACUGUAAACUUCGCGCUUAUCUCGUCUCCAUCUUGCCACUCAUCGCUACCUACAUGAUUCUGCUCUCAUCCAUCGAUCGAUGCUUGUCAUCAUCAGUCAGUGCUCGUCUUCGACUGUUUGGUCAAAUGAAAGUGGCAUAUGUUGCGAGUGCGGUGGCAAUUCUUCUGGCUUUUGUUUCAGGUCUUCACAUUUUGAUCGGAUAUGACCUUCGACCACGGUGUGCAGCAUUGCCAGGUGCAUUCGCCAUGUAUGACAGUAUGUUUGUGGUGUUCUGGCUAGGUGUGAUUCCUCAUGUACUGAUGUUAUUGUUUGGUUUCCUGACAUUGAUGAACGUUCGACGAACGAGACAGCGGGUUGCAGCAAAACCAAGCACGAAUGUUAAUGCACCAAAUCAGCGACAGAAGUGUCGUAAACAGAAGACAGACGCACAAUUGAUGAUGAUGAUGCUUGUUCAAGUCGGAUUAAGUUUCAUAUUAAUAAUGACUCGAAUGAUCUACUAUGCAUACUAUGUGCUGGGUCCAUCAUUGACAGGUUACGAUAAAUUGGUGGGAUCAUUUCUGAUGUCAUUCACAACACAAGUGUACUAUGCUAAUUACUGUAAAUCAUUCUAUAUAUACACAUUAUCUAGUGGUUUAUUUCGACGAGUUUUUGUUCAAAGAGUGACAUAUUAUCCUCGAAAAGUACUUAAUCUACGUAAGCCCAUAAAAGCCAACAUGUCAGAUGAUAAGACGGAUGAUACACAAACGGAUGUAGAUGCAGUAACUCGUGGUAUAAGACGACAAAGGUAA